This is a messenger RNA of Aureobasidium namibiae CBS 147.97, 1527 nucleotides long. RefSeq lists its product as uncharacterized. Lineage: Eukaryota; Fungi; Ascomycota; Dothideomycetes; Dothideales; Saccotheciaceae. The coding region runs from base 1 to 1527 and encodes 508 amino acids. The record is from RefSeq and is a predicted model, not a curated record. The transcript has a single exon.
AUGGCUCCUCAGGAAAGGGCCACCGCUGGUCCAGCUGGAGCAGCUGGGGCAACUGGGGCAACUGGGGCAACUGGAGUGGUCAAAAAGAAGCGCGUCGUUACCACUGCAGCAGACAGGGAAAGGCUGAAGCUCAGAGCCGAGGACGUCAGAUGGAAUGCCGCAAAAACACCAGAAGCAAAAGCCUGGAUCAAUUCUACCAGAUUGUUAAAGGAAUUUCUAACCAGUGGAGAGGAUGUCUUGUCCCUCAAGGCCGGCCCUGCCACAAGACGUGACUUGUGGGCCAAGGCUGAUGCCAUGGGUUUACACGUUGAAAUGUUCGAUACCCGAGCAAGCAAGGAUGUGCCACCUCAAGGCUGGAUUGUUCUUGGUCGAGUUGCUGCGAGAAUGGCUGUUGCUGGCAAAGUCCGAGAUAUCCAACGUCAAAACAAAAGACAGCUUCAAGAAGAUGAGGACGAGGCUGAGGCUGAGGACGAAGACGGAGACGCAACCGAGGCUGGAGCUGACAAGACCAAGACCUCUGCUGACUUGAUUGAUCCCUCCCUUCGCGAGCAGAGAGCCCCUGUGGCCCAGAUGAUGCUGCCCGGUGGUCAGCAAGCCAGCGACGUUCGUCAGCAACUGCCUGCCAUUGAUUAUGCUCCAAAGUCGACCACCAACAACAAAACUGCGCAAACUAGUCUGCCCAACGCGGAUAUCGAGGCCGCAAAGCAACUCAGCGUUCUCAAAAGCCAAGCUGGACCAGCAAGACCUGUAUUCCGAAAAGAUCCUCUGGGACAGGCCGCUCCGAAACCCGCUGAUGCUCUGCCCCAAGAGAUCACCAAAGAGCAACCUGCUACCGAUGAAACCACAGAAACCGAUCGCAUCGCCAACUGGGUAUCACAACAAGUCGAAUCAGCCCAAACAGAAAAGGACGUCGUCGACCCAACAGGAAACUGGAAAAUCACCUGCGAAGCCAUCGCCGAACAACUAGGCGAAAUGGCCAGAUCCGACACCAUGAACCUAACAAUCCACCUCGAGCCCACCCGACCUCAAAGCGACAACGACAGCGACGACUCAUCGCCCGCCACAGUUUCAGUCGCCGACGUCCCAGAAUCAGAACUCACAGAGGCACAAAAAGCACGUCUGGGAACAUAUCAACUCUGGGCAACCUUCAACCUAGGUCUUUUCGAAGGUGUCAUCCGCUUCAUGUCCCCCACAACACUCAGAACAACACCAACCCAACGCACCUCCUUCGAUCUCCUUCCCUCUCAACUGCCAUCACCUGAAAACCGCACUUUCCAAUAUAAAUGGCGAGGUCGCGAGGUUUCGGACUCGGUGAUUACCGUCGAGGCAGAGGAAGCCACUCAGUUUAUCAGAUUCGAGGAAGAUGGUGUCAAGAUGACUGGAGUGUUUGAGUGCGAGUACCUGGGUGAAACUGGAUUUGAAGGACAGAAAGUUGGUAAGGCCGAGGCUGCAAAGGAAGGAUUGGGGAAGCUGUGGAGUCAGCUUAGUCCUCAGGCCCAUGAUAUGGAGGCUCAGCAGAAUGCGUAG